This is a messenger RNA of Macrosiphum euphorbiae (potato aphid), 564 nucleotides long. NCBI's taxonomy places the organism in Eukaryota, Metazoa, Arthropoda, Insecta, Hemiptera, Aphididae. The record is from the annotation of a GenBank genome assembly.
AUGUCAGCAAGUAGCACUUCAUCUUGGUCAGACAAAAGCGAACAAAAAGUUUUCAAAUGUAGCGCAAAAGCGGCUACAAAACACCCAUUUUCCAUACUCAUGAUUGGCAAUACCAACUGGAGUACUCAACUGACAGAAGCAUUAGUUGAAUACCAUGAAAACAACCAUAUUUCUAAAAUUCAAGUACACAAGGCACAGAGUGUAAAAUCAGCCCUUUCUACACUGUCCAAUGUUUAUGCAGAUCUUGUAAUUAUUUUGUUGGAUAUAAGUAAGAAUGAUUGUUUAGUUGAUGUAGAAGUUAAUUUAUUAGCCCUAGAACCAGCAUUAUUAUGUGGCAGAACCAUUUUAGUUAACCCAAUAAACAGUAUUAAGCGUAAAGAUAUGGGAGUUUCUUAUGAAAAUAUUGACAAUCUUAAAAGAAAAUAUAACUUACUUAUUAUACAUGGAAAUAUAGAGAAUUACAUAAGUAGAAUGUUUUUAGCUAGAAGAAUCAUGGUUUAUUCCUACAAAAUCAAUAAAAACGGUUUACCAAAUAUUUUAGAGUUUAAUUCGGUUGAUAUGUAG